AUGGCGACAAGUAAAUGGAUUACAUCGGACUAUCUCUCCUUUUCUUAUCUCUCUUUUUAUUCCGUCUCUUUCUCUUUCUCUCUCUCUCUUUCUCUCUCUCUCUCUCUCUUAUACCGACAAAGCAAACGGAUUAUACCAGCCUAUCUCUCCAUUUAUUAUCUCUCUUUAUAUCCUCUCUCUUUUUUCUGCCUACCUCUCCCUUUCUUUUUAUUCUUUCUCUCUGUCUCUAUCUAUCUAACUAUCUAUCUAUCUAAUAACAACGAAUCAAACGGAUUACAUCGGCCUAUCUCCCCAUUUCUUAUCUCUCUUUUUUAUUCUCUCUUCUUUCUCUCUCUCUCUCUCUCUCUCUCUCAUACAGACAAGCAAAAGGGUAACGGAUUAUCUCUUUCUAUUCUCUCUCUCUCUCUCUCUCUCUCUCUCUCUCAAUCUAUCUCUCUGGCAGGGGUAACGGAUUAUCUCUCUUUCUAUUCUCUUUCCCUCUCUCUCUUUUGUCUCUGUCUAUUUUCUCUCUCUCCAUCAUACCAACAAUGCAAACCGAUUAACCGUCGUAUCUCUCUGCUUAAAACGGAUUAUACCGGAUUAUCUCUCCAUUUCUUAUCUUUCUUUUUAUUCUCUCUUUCUCUCUGUCACAGCGUCAAAUCAAACCUAUUACACCGGCGUUUCUCUCCAUUUUUUUUAUUUCCCUUUUCAUCCUCUCUCUCUCUCUCUCUCUCUCUCUCUCUCUCUCUCUUCAAUUUUGCCUUUCUUUUGGCCUUCGGCGAAUAA
This is a messenger RNA of Acanthosepion pharaonis, 765 nucleotides long. Lineage: Eukaryota; Metazoa; Mollusca; Cephalopoda; Sepiida; Sepiidae. The record is from the annotation of a GenBank genome assembly.